AUGGAGGCCUUCUACUCACAGCUCACUCCCCAGGAGCUACAGCGACAGAUGUCGCAACAAUCUCAGCAACGCCAGAUGCAGGGUGCAGGUCAGACCGGCGGCCACGGCUACCAGCAGAUGAAUCAAGGUCACGCCAUGUCCAUGAUGAGCGGUGGCGGCAGAGGAGGCAACACGGGCGAUUCUCUCGACGACAUCAUCCAAAGUAAUCAUCAUGAACUUCAACGUCGUCGCAGUAUAACCCAGUCAUAUAUGCCCUCGAACCAGACCGGUCAGAAUGGGGGCCCUAGCAGAAGAGUAUCCAUGAUGGAGUUCGGCGCCGACGAUAACCAGAUGCUUAACUAUCCUUUCCAGAACCCAGCGAUGAACGCCGACUUCACCAUGGCUAGCCCGAUGGGUAACGGUAUGGAUAGUACCAUGCCCAACAACGUGCCUGGGAACAUAUCUGUACCGGGUCCCAUGGAUGCAUACUCCGCCCAGGACGCACUGCAGAUGUCGCCAACGAAUGCCUUCACCACAUUUUCACCCGACAUGAUGCGCUCGAUGAUGCCGCCGAAUUACUCUAGCAUGUCGGUCUCUGCCAUGCCCACAACAUCCGGUAUGAGCAUGUAUGCUCAGACCUCAAUGGCCAACGCGUUCCCGAACCCCCUCAAUACAAACACUGCUGAUAUGACUAUGGACAUGGGCACUGAUGAUACACCCGGCACUGCAACACACAGUGCUCUUGACACUCCACUAAACAUUGAUGAUGGAGACAACGACCCUAUGAAUAUGAACCAGCAAUACCAGCAGUCGGGAGACAACUCGUCUGGAGCCAACGGCCAGCCUCUGAGUUUCUCAAACGGUCCUUCUCAGACAACCCGAUCCUCAUUAUCGCGCGAGAUGUCGAGCAACUCAGGCCAGACAUCAUCACAAUCCCCUAACAACCGACCCUCUUCAAUGGCGGCAAGCCAAGUAGCUGCCGCACCCCCCACAGCAGAGACUACUCCCGUCAUGGGACCCGAGACUCCUCGCGCCGAGUCCAAAGAGAAGAACGUCUACUCCAAGAGCGGCUUCGACAUGCUUCGGGCGCUAUGGUACGUGGCGACACGAAAGAACCCAGAAAUUCACCUGGGUGCCGUGGACAUGUCCUGCGCAUUCGUUGUUUGCGACGUCUCAUUGAACGAUUGUCCCAUCAUUUACGUCUCGGACAACUUCCAGAAUUUGACGGGCUAUAGCCGCCAUGAGAUCGUUGGUCAAAACUGUCGGUUUCUCCAGGCACCCGACGGCAAGGUGGAGGCCGGCUCCAAGCGCGAGUUUGUCGACGACGCAUCGGUGUACAAUCUAAAGAAGAAGAUCGCCGAGGGCCGUGAGGUCCAGCAAAGCUUGAUCAACUAUCGCAAGGGGGGAAAGCCUUUUCUCAACCUCUUGACCAUGAUUCCCAUCCCCUGGGACGACCCCAACGAAGUACGUUUCUUCGUCGGCUUCCAGAUCGAUCUUGUAGAGUGCCCGGAUGCCAUCGCUCAAGGCCAGGAGGCCGGCGGCGUCAAAGUCAAUUACAAGCACAGCGAUAUUGGCCAGUACAUCUGGACACCUCCGACUGUGAACACAGUCGAACCCGAGAAUGGACAGACGCUUGGUGUCGACGAUGUUUCCACGCUACUGCAGCAGUUCAACCCGAAGGGCGUAGUGUCUGAUUGGCACAAGCAGUCUUGGGACAAGAUGCUACUGGAGAAUACCGAUGACGUGGUACACGUCCUAUCUCUCAAGGGGCUCUUCCUAUACCUUUCUCCCUCCUGUAAGAAGGUGCUGGAGUACGACGCGACCGAGUUGGUUGGCAAUUCUCUUUCAACCGUUUGCCAUCCGUCAGACAUUGUUCCCGUAACCCGAGAGCUAAAGGACGCCACCGCUGGCAACUCGGUCAACAUUGUCUUCCGCAUCAGACGGAAGCAAAGCGGGUACACGUGGUUCGAAAGCCAUGGCUCACUUUUCUUUGAACAUGGAAAGGGCAGAAAGUGCAUCAUUCUGGUAGGAAGAAAACGGCCCGUCUUCGCCUUGAGCCGGCGAGACUUGGAGGCACAUGGGGGCAUCGGCGAUAGUGAAUUAUGGACAAAGAUCUCGGCAUCUGGCAUGUUCCUCUUCGUCUCGUCCAACAUCCGAUCUCUGCUCGAUCUACAGCCAGACACCCUCAUUGGUACCAGCAUGCAGGAGCUGAUGCGCAGAGAAAGCCGCGCCGAGUUUGGUCGCGCGAUUGAAAAGGCAAGAAGGGGUAAGAUUGUUACAUGCAAGCACGAAGUCCACAACAGAAGAGGCCAAGUCCUUCAAGCGCAAACAAUCCUGUAUCCCGGAGACGCCGCAGAUGGCCAGAAGCCGACAUUUUUGCUGGCGCAGACCAAGCUUUUGAAGGCUUCGUCAAGGGCCAUUGCACCGGCGGCUACGCCGCCUGGCAGCGUCAAAUCCACUUCUCAGGUCGUACCAAAUUCGCAGCCCACCCAAAAUACCGAUUUAACAAAGACCGGCCCCAUGUCGGUACCAGGCGGUAAGACUAUGCCGGGCUCGCAGGAGGCAGCUCUGGCCUCGGAUGACAACAUCUUUGACGAGCUUCGAACAACCAAAUGCUCUAGCUGGCAGUUUGAACUGCGUCAGAUGGAGAAGGUCAACAGGAUCCUUGCCGAGGAACUGGGUGGUUUGCUAUCAAACAAGAAGAAGAGAAAGAGAAGAAAGGGGGUUGGCAACGUUGUCCGCGACUGUGCCAACUGCCAUACACGUAACACGCCCGAAUGGCGCAGAGGGCCUAGUGGUCAAAGAGACCUGUGCAACAGUUGUGGCCUGCGAUGGGCAAAGCAGGUUGGUCGGGUCUCGCCGCGUAACUCGUCCCGAGGGGGUGGAAACGCCGACGCCCAAAGCAAGAAAUCGAACUCGCCUAUACACUCGUCCCAGCUUCAAAACGAAGUCAAGGCUAGGAGCAGCACGCCUGCUCGGCCCAGCGAGGGAUCAUCUGGAAACACAACGCCCGCCACUACGGUUUCCAUUUCCAAAAGCCACAACAAUAUGCCUCCUCCGAGCCAACCUCUCCUGGAAGGCGGCAGUAGCGGCGGCAUGACAUCGAUACGGGAGUAA
Molecule: messenger RNA, 3096 nt
Organism: Colletotrichum graminicola M1.001
Lineage: Eukaryota; Fungi; Ascomycota; Sordariomycetes; Glomerellales; Glomerellaceae
Product: GATA zinc finger
Exons: 2
Coding region: 1-3096 (1031 amino acids)
Biological process (GO): regulation of DNA-templated transcription
Cellular component (GO): nucleus
Molecular function (GO): zinc ion binding; sequence-specific DNA binding; protein binding
Source: RefSeq, a predicted model, not a curated record